Messenger RNA from Chionomys nivalis (European snow vole), 1378 nucleotides. Its product is annotated as DNA fragmentation factor subunit alpha-like. Bases 1 to 945 code for a protein of 314 amino acids. Gene Ontology annotation, biological process: apoptotic process; regulation of apoptotic process. The transcript is spliced from 7 exons. The record is from RefSeq and is a predicted model, not a curated record. NCBI's taxonomy places the organism in Eukaryota, Metazoa, Chordata, Mammalia, Rodentia, Cricetidae.
AUGCCGCGGAGAAGAAGAACACUGACCAAGACGAAAUCUUUCCAGAAUCCCCAGGACUCCAGUAGUGCCCUGAAAUGCACGCGAUUAGCCAGCACUACAUCUCCCGGCGUGCCUUGCUCUCACGUCAAUUGCUGUGGCAAGACCCGGAAAGCGGCUCUGGACUGCCCGCGAUUUCCCAGUCUAUCAGGUUGCACUUUGAGGAGGACGGCCCUGUCGCGGGGAGCCACCGACCCGGACCCGGACCCAGACCCGGCCGAUAUCCGGCCUCUCAAGCCUUGUCUGCUGCGCCGCCAACACAACCGCGAUCAGUACGGCGUGGCGGCCUCCUGCCUCGAGGAGCUGAGGCGCAAAGCUUGCGAAGUACUGGCCAUUGAUGAGUCCCUGGGACCAGUCACCCUGGUCCUGGCAGAGGACAAUUCAAUAGUGGACGAUGACGACUACUUCCUUCGUCUCCCUUCAAAGACCAAGUUUGUGGCAUUGGCCUGUAAUGAGAAGGGGGCGUAUGACAAUUCGGAUGGAGCAACAGCCUGGGUUUCCCAAGAGUCCUUUGAUGCCCAUGAAACAGACAGCGGAGCCGGAGUGAAGUGGAAGGAUUUGGCCAGGAUGCUGAAAGAGGACCUGUCCAACAUCAUCCUGCUGUCAGAAGACGAGCUCCAAGUGCUCAUUGACAUCCCGUGUUCAGAACUGGCUCAGGAGCUUUGCCAAAGCUGUGCCACUGCCCAAAGGGUCCAGAACACGCUCCAGGAGGUGCUUGACCAGAUAGAGGAUGCCCGCCAGUUCAAUCAGAUGCUAGAACAGUUUUAUCGGGCUAAGGAAGCCGCCAUCUUAGCCAACCAGGAAGAGCCCAAAGCCGCCCUCGGUGGAGAAGUGGAUGCAGUGGACAUGGGCAUCAGCAAAGAGAUGGCUUCCGAAGUGGCACUUAAAGCCAGAUCCUCACUGUGCUGAAGGAGAAGCCUGAGCUUAUCUAGUCAGGAUUUGGAGCUGGUCUCCAAGGAGGACCCCAGGGCCCUGGCUGUUGCCUUGAGCGGGGACUUAAAGAAAGCAGAGACAGUCCAGCGGGCCUGCAGCAAGGAGCUCGCCUGGAGCUUGUGCAGCGGAUACGUUCCCUCAGGAAUGUCUGGUGAGGGAGAUCCACUGCCUGAGGAACAGCAGAGCCCCAAACGCGCCAGACAAGACCCCAAGUAGCUCCACCAGAAGCACGCUUUGCUGAGGAAGCCCUUGGUUUUGUUAGCAGUGAACAACCUCCCUUCCCACUGUACUGCCUCUGUGCCGCUCUACCUCCUGCCUUCCAGGAUGCUGUUGUAGCAGAGGUGGCCACGCCCUCCAGAAAGGCGGCUCCAGUCCACAAGUGCCCCCCAGCCAAUCAGCUAGCUUGUAG